AUGGGCAGUAAGCCGUCGUCGGUGCCCAAGGAGGGCGAAGGGCACCCGGAGGUGUUCUACCGCGGCGUCCAGGCCGCGCGAGAAGGCCGCUUCACUCUGUCGGAGGUGUACUUUGACCAGGCGCUGACACGGCACCCCGGGCGGCACUUCUGGGACAGCUUCACAAAUGCGGUGCUGCAGAAGGAACGCAGCGCGUGCCCCGAAGGCGGCGGGACGUCACCGUCGAGGGGGGACGCGGAGAAGGUCGACACCGAUCCGGGCGUUGGCGGGCUGCUGAAUCCGUGGGGUGAGGCACAGCCGCCGAGCGCGUUUGGUGGUGGGAUGGACAGGGCAGACGACCUUGCCGGCGGUGAGAACAUCCGGGCCGAGAAUGGGCAGGGCGGGCUGCCAGGCAGCGGCGAUGACGGCGACGCUGCGGAGCUGGCGGACGCGAUGGCAAGCGACGCACAGCCGACGCACGGCACCAAGGUGGCUGACAUCUACCUGCCGCUUGACGGCGACCUGUUUCACGUCAUGGACUACUACCGCCUGCUGGCUGACAUUGGUCACACGUACCUGCAGCUCAUCCCCUCCACAGCGUAUGUGGAGAAGGUCACCGGGCUGGCCGCGCGCUACUGCCUCUUCACCAUCAGCCACACCCAGAUUCUGCUGCACUGCCUGGCGCUGUGGAAGGAGGCCAAUCUUGGCGACGGCGGUGGCUUCAUCGACUACGAGAAGCGGCGCAACCUGAAGUUAGGCUCGGAGCACUACACGGACUUCAGCUCUGACCCGCAAAGCUCCGAUCGACGAGGGCAGAAGUGGCGCACGAUGGAUCGCACGGCGUCGCUGUUUUUCACUCUUGGGCUGCUGGAGGCAAACUGCCGCUACUAUUGCCUCUCCUUCCUUGUGAACUACUGUAGCCUGCUGCUGCGGAGCUAUAGUGGCCUGACUGAGCAGAGGAAGAUAAAUCGUGUCUAUGCAAACAUUGUGGAGCACCUGGACGUGGCGAAUCGGAUGGUGUUGGACCUUGCGAACGACUACCCGCACGAGUACCUGAGUCAUCUGAUCAUGGAAAACGUGCCGAGGCCGUUGAGUGGCGACCGGGAUUUUCACAGCUCGAUGGGGGCCAGCUCCCACGCGGGCAGCCGGAACAUUCUCUCCCUUGGCAGCGAUCAGCACCGCCACCUGUAUGCCUCUGGCUGCCCGUGGACACCUACGCAGUCGGCGCUGAUUCCGCUGAUCCUGCUUCGCAGUAUUCGUCUGAGCGUUCAGGAGACUGUGAGCCGCACCGCGCAAGCGCAGCUGCGCUCUCCUGCGCAGCGCCUGACCUACCAUUACACGGGGGGAACUUCAAACUGGACUGGGAAUCGUGCCGGGGUGCAUCUGGAAAUGCUGCGGAAAUUCCUGCCGGGCUUUUUGCCGGGAAAAACCUUUGGCGCCCCCAAUUCCCCUGGGAGAGGAGGGGGAUUCCCCUGCCAAAAGAGGGGGGGGGCGCCCCUU
Molecule: messenger RNA, 1479 nt
Organism: Leishmania braziliensis MHOM/BR/75/M2904
Lineage: Eukaryota; Euglenozoa; Kinetoplastea; Trypanosomatida; Trypanosomatidae
Product: putative sodium stibogluconate resistance protein
Exons: 1
Source: RefSeq, a predicted model, not a curated record